Parascedosporium putredinis is the source of this 564-nucleotide messenger RNA. The record is from the annotation of a GenBank genome assembly. Lineage: Eukaryota; Fungi; Ascomycota; Sordariomycetes; Microascales; Microascaceae.
AUGCCCAAAACCAUUCUCCUCACCGGCGCCCCCCCACGCCGCCCUAGACUGGCCCUCGUCGGCGACGACACCCGCUCCGCCUUCCGCCUCACCCUCUGGCUCGGCCCCUGUCCGUCCCCGCCGCCCCCGGAUACCGCCGCUUUUCUCGCCCACUCCGCCCCGCGCUCCCUCUCCCUCCUCGCCCGCGACGCCGCCGCCCUCCGCCCCGGCGACGUCAUUCUCGCCCACAACGUCGCCGUCGCUACUUUUCGCGGGCGUGUUUACGCUCAGAGCGUGGCCGCCGGGGUCGGUACGAGAAUUCGCCUCUUGUAUAGAGAAGAAGAGGACGACGAUGACGACGACGACGACGACGAAGAGGAAGAAGGCGGGAGGGGAGAGGCUCAGCAGCGGGGAAGAUGUCGAGUGGGGCAUUACUCGUGGCAAGACAUGGUGGUAGCCGGUCCGGUGCAUGCCCAACUCGGGAAGACGAGGAGGGUGCGGCGGUGGCUUGAGAUCUCAUCGGCCGCAAGCCCGAGGAUGGCUCUGAAGACGACUCAGAUGACGAGUUCCCAGACGAUACACUAG